CAGCUCCCCAACAGUUCCCGCCUCAUCAUCAUUCCUUCCUUUUGUUGCGACCUUGGGUCCAUCUACUACCGGCAGCUAGAUGUGCUGUGAUGCUAUUCCUCAUUGCAACAAAGGGAACCAAACUCCAGGAUCAUGUCCUGGCUACUAUGGACCUGAUCCUAGCUAACUAUGAAGGAUCCACGCUACUGGUAGUGGGGUUAGUGAAGGUAGUCUAGAUCAAGGGACAUUCUUCCAAUUCCUUGGCAAUCUUUGUGGAUCUACGCGUGCCCUUUGAUUUUCACCACAGAUUUGGGACAACAUCAUCGCAAGCCGCAGCCACUAUCAUGUCGGUUCCUUGAGUUUGCAGGACAGUGGUUUGAAACCUCUCCACGGGAAUCCUCCUCGAAAUAUUGAUGGCCAAGUGAGACUAAACCUGGCGAUUCUAUCUCUGAGAAGAAAAUCUGACCGGUGGUUCUCCUGCAUGAUUCGCUACAUGGCUGUGUUGUUUUUAUUCUGUUGUCAUUUCCAAUUACAUUCCGGACGUAGACUCUGGCUGCAGCGUUCAGUUGCUGUUUGCAAGAAUCUUUGGACUUAGCAUGUUGCUCUUUUACACCUCCCAGCUGCCGCCAUAGUCAUGGGCAUGCUGCGCACCAGCUCCCAAUGGUUUUAAUCCUCUCAUCCCAGGAGUACGGUUACCGGUAGUCCACGUCCUGCCCUGGUACAAUCUACAACAGUUACUUUUUUGCGGCUUCUCCUAAACAUUCCCUCGACCGAUCCAUUCAACCACCCCUUAAACCUGGAUAACGUCUGGAGAUUGAAGACUCCACAUGCAUGGAGUUGCGGGAAAUCCUGUUUUCCGUGCUUGCAGGAUCAAUUUCAUUUUUGAGAAGAUGACUGAAACUUGAAGAAUGCGGAAGGCAAAAUCUAGCUAGAGAAGGCUCCACGCAAAAUGACGUGCUUUGUAGCAAAACUCAAAAUCGAAGAUCAAACUCGCAGUUUGACAAAAAGGAAAUGCACUACCUCUAGAGUAAAAGCCCAUUCUCCGCAACUCCGUUUGGUUUGAGAAGCCUCACUGCCAUCCAGGUUUGCCAGAACUGGCUUCUCGUUUAUUAGCGCGUCCCGCCACCCCCACUACAGAAAAAAAGAAAAAGCUGUGUGAGCGGACGCUCUCUUGCACAGCACAACGCACCGAAAUGUGAUCCAUAGAACUUCCUCUGGACCAAACACUCCAUCAAACACAGACACAAAAAGAGCUCAAAGAUUUUUAGUGAGAUCACCAUGAAAUCUGCUGUGCCCAACAUGGGAAAGACCCUUGGUCCAAAGGAAGAUCUGCCAGAGAAAAAGGAGUACACAGAUUCAAGUUCGGACGAGUCCGAACCUGCUGCCAUGCCAGUGCCAGUGGCCCCAACCAAGACAGUUGGAGCCUCUGGUAAUGAGAGUGUGGUGGAAACCAAGAAAACUGUCGAGAGUUUGCAGGAGCGAGGCAAAAUUCCAAGCAGUUUCUUCGUUACAGUCCUGAUCAUUAUUCUGAAUCAAGCAAGCAGUGGCAUAUACAGCAUCGAAUCUCUGCAGAAUUGUUGGUCUUCUGUCACCACUUCUUUGCAAAUGAUGAAUAACGUUCUGGAGUAUACAAAAGAUCUGAUGACCUCGGUCUAUGAGGGGAAUCUUCGAGGCACAAAAGAAUACCUCAUCGCAGCAGGGGUCACUGCAGUUGUGGCAUCCUGGAUUUGUGUUUUUGUUUGGGUUCCUUUUCGAGCGGGAGUGUGGACACACAGAGCAAUCAGGCAUAAAGUGCACCGUUACAUGGGACUUCUAUUCAUUAUACAAUAUGCUCUAGCCGUUGUGGAGUUCAUGACAGACUAUAAGAACGAUGGCACACUGAGCCUGUUGACCAACUCGCUGGCAAUCAAUGGCAUUGUACAAGCAUAUUCAGCCUACUUUUCCUUCAGGGUUCUGCCCAAAGGCGAGGAUGCAGGGUACUACUCGGACAAAGGAGUCUUAACCAGAGAUUUUGUUCAUGAGAACGUCUACUUUCAGUUGUUGUGCUUUAUGGCCUCAACAUACUAUGAUAGUGGCCGACGUGAGUGUAUGAGAUCCAAUCUACCCGGGAAGCUCGCCGAAUUGUUGUAUGUCUUCUUUCCAUAUGUGUUGAUUCGCCCAUUCUUCCCGCUGACAAGCUUUAGCAAGUCAACAUCCCGGCAGAAGAAUUCCCGCUCAUCAGACUUGGAACGCUUCUACCAAAUUGGAACAAGAAUGGUCAAGAUCUUUUAUUUGUGGGCAAAGUACUUUCUUGGCUUUCACAUCCAGUAUAUGAUAUAUCUGGACCUUAUUGAGCCACAAAAUAUGAAGAUUGUCCAUGGUGUAUUCCUUCUCAAUCUGGGAACAUGCUCCCUUGGAGUGUUUCUUCACACACUUCGAUUCAAGAAGAUUCUCCCUCCCUUGUUCACAUUCUCUUUGUACCUGUUUCUAAUCUAUGCCACAUUUUCGGCAGUGCCCUAUGUUCUCAAUCUUUUUGUGAUGCAUCCGAAGCUGUGCCUGGUCACCUUGGCAGGAUUCCUCCUCAACUUUACACGGAACCGAAAGAUUCAUGCUGUUUGGUGUUUUGGAUCUAUGCUGUUGCUGGAAUAUGGUGAUAUUGAUUGGUAACAAUGAAUCAGCGUUGCUGUCGAAAUAGUUCCUGUGUUUUGCAUUUUUAAGGAUUGUUUGUGUUUUCAGAAGACGCAGCAAGCAACGUCUGGAGUGGGUGGGGUUUGCUGGCUUGUGAGUUUAUCGUUUGGCCUCUAGAGGUCUGGCUUAGUAGAAGGCUUUGAAACAGAGGUAGUGUCUUGCUUCAGGAAGUGCGAUCCGUACCUUCAGGUUGCAGCUUAGGAGUGUGUAGUGUAGAAGAAAGUUGAAUGGGGUACUGGGGGAGCAAAGCUGGAUCCCCAUCCAAGUUGGACCUCCAUCCAAUCAUCAAUACAUGGAGGUGGUAAGGCAAACACUUCAUCAACUAGCGUCGAAGGGAACAACCGGCGUUCCUAUGGGUUAGAGAGGGAACUAUGGGAGAGGAUGGGUUGCAGAGAGGGGGGGGGGGC
Seminavis robusta is the source of this 3053-nucleotide messenger RNA. The record is from the annotation of a GenBank genome assembly. Lineage: Eukaryota; Bacillariophyta; Bacillariophyceae; Naviculales; Naviculaceae.